Molecule: messenger RNA, 1098 nt
Organism: Cladophialophora yegresii CBS 114405
Lineage: Eukaryota; Fungi; Ascomycota; Eurotiomycetes; Chaetothyriales; Herpotrichiellaceae
Exons: 1
Coding region: 1-1098 (365 amino acids)
Biological process (GO): response to oxidative stress
Cellular component (GO): nucleus
Source: RefSeq, a predicted model, not a curated record
AUGGCCUCAAAAGAGGAAGCCAGUUCCCUCCGACGAGAAUCAUCUCAGCGGCGGAAUGGCCAUACAACUUUGGCCGACAAUCCCUACAAUCCUAAUUCAGCUGCGUACUUGGCUUACCCUGUGAAGCACGUCGUUUCGAGUCUCUAUCGUCGCAUGACCGAACCCCCUGAAGUUCCUGUUAACAAACUUCUCGACGCACCCUCCAUGAUUCCCACCUCGGCGUCAGGUCUCUACACGCCUCCCAGAAGGACAGCGUCCCCCUUCCAACCUCCUCCCCUCACGCCCCUUGAGUUGAUACACUCGUUGUCUUCGAAGGCUGCAGAGUCGCUCCUUCUGACUCGCUCGCUGGCUGAAGAGAUUCGACUCCUGAUCCCGCCCAGACUCCAGCUUAUCGAUCAUUGGAAAUUGGCAUAUUCACUAGAGGCUCAUGGCUCGUCCUUAGCCACUCUAUACGAACAUUGUGCCAGAGUGUCUACCUACACUCAGCGCUCGGGCUAUGUGCUGGUAGUUAGAGAUGGUUCAACCUCGUCGGCACAUGGAUCUGUCUUUGGCGCAUACCUUUCGGAUGCUCCGAAACCGUCCCUACACUACUUUGGCACAGGCGAAUGCUUCCUUUGGCGGGCAAGCAUAUUGCCUGCCUUGAGACAUCUUUCGGGCAAUGCGAAGCGGGGCUCUGAACCUGCUCCAGAAGACUUACUGGAACUUGCUGGACUGCCUCCUCCGCCAAGUGCUGACACCACACAUCUCCAGCGCUUUACCACAAUUCGUGGAGACCGCCGCACCUCAGGCUCGGCUGCUGCAUUGCAGCAACCUGGGAGCGCCCAUCUGCAGCCUGUGCCUGACCGCUCCGGCGCUUCUACACCUGACCGCAUACGAUUCAAAGCAUUUCCCUACAGUGGGCUCAAUGACUUUUUACUCUAUUGUGAGUCGAGCUAUCUCUCCGUCGGUGGUGGCGAUGGGCACUACGGACUUUGGCUGGAUGACGAACUCAAUAGUGGUGUGAGUGAAUCGUGCCCUACAUUCGGAAAUGAGCCUUUGAGCGAAGAGGGCCGAAAGUUCGAAGUUCUAGGUGUUGAGAUGUGGUACGUUGGUGCAUAA